AUGGACACCAUCGAAAAAGAAAACAUGGAUGAACCACCGAAUAUCAUCCUCUUCUCUGAUGACAUCGCACUGACAGCGACGAGCAGAGAAGAAAUCCAGGGCAAACUGCAGGAAUGGCAGGGAAAGCUAGCGGAGAAUGGACACCAGCUGAACAUCAAGAAGACCAAGAUCUCCAGUUUCGAGCAGUAUACAGAGUCAAUCAAACAUUGUCUUGUGGAAGCAUCGAGAGAGCGCUGA
This is a messenger RNA of Haemonchus placei, 237 nucleotides long. The record is from the annotation of a GenBank genome assembly. NCBI's taxonomy places the organism in Eukaryota, Metazoa, Nematoda, Chromadorea, Rhabditida, Trichostrongylidae.